Haemonchus placei is the source of this 1003-nucleotide messenger RNA. NCBI's taxonomy places the organism in Eukaryota, Metazoa, Nematoda, Chromadorea, Rhabditida, Trichostrongylidae. The record is from the annotation of a GenBank genome assembly.
AUGGCGGGCGAAAAAGAGCUGGAAGAGUUCAUCACCCAACUGCACACUGUCAUUUUGACUAAAGCAACGAAAGGAGGGUCGAGAAUUGCUGAAAUCAAGAAGGAUUAUAAGGAUAUGUGUGGAAAAGACAUCGAUACGCGAAAAUUUGGUUUCAAUAGCUUGGAGAACCUCCUGCAGUCUUUUAAGAAUAAAUUUUACUGUCGGGGAGACAGAUGGUUUGGUGAAACGACGGAAGCUGUUGAAAACAUAGUGCAGUCGAUGGCUACAGAAAAAUCUAAGAAAGGAGGAAGAUCGUUUCGUAAACCUGCGUUUGAACGUGCACCGCCGCCAGGAUUUCGUUCGUCCAGUCGACCAACUUUAUUACGAUGCUCCACCCGGUUUUGAUGCUCCCAGUGUUCCUCAAACGAGGAGACCGCCAUCUUCUGCUGCAAAUUCUCGCGCAUCAGAGGGUAUUCCUUCGUCAUCUCGGAUUCUUGUGCCACGUACAGUUGAAGAGCCUUCAUAUCCACCUGGUCUUGACAUUGAAAUUGAAGGGAAACGGGUGCCUACACCAGUUCGUUCAAAUACGGUGUGCUCUGGCAAUGGUGGAGGGCAGCCAAUUCAGCUGAAUAAUUUGGAAAUUGUUCGAAAGGUCUUCGACUUACUGCGGGACUAUCCCCAAGGACUUUUGCUUCGUGAAAUCUCGCAACGGAUUUCGUUACCUCAAAAUGGUGACGAACAACUUAGCAAUAAUGCAAAAAUUGGUGUAGCAGUUACAACCUACAAACACACGUUUUCAAUGAAUCCCAUGGGUCCAAAUGGCCGGGUCACAAUCACUCCAGGAGCGCUUAGACCAGGAAGCGAAAUGCGUUUGCCCCCAGAUUCAGAGAGAAAUCGCUCAACUGGCACUCCUUACCUAUUUCGCCAGCGUGAGGACUCGGGUUGUGCCCGUGAUAGAAGAGAAAGUGCUCGAGACGAUAACGUAUGCCUUGAGUUUCCAGUUUCAUUUUUCGGUUCCACAUGA